This is a messenger RNA of Striga hermonthica, 1776 nucleotides long. NCBI's taxonomy places the organism in Eukaryota, Viridiplantae, Streptophyta, Magnoliopsida, Lamiales, Orobanchaceae. The record is from the annotation of a GenBank genome assembly.
AUGUACAGCAGAAGAGCUUCACUCAUUGCUCUCAAAUCUCUUCAGCCCCUCUUGAAGUUACGCAGAGCAAACGCACCGGAGUUUCCAUGUCCGGUCGCCGUGCUCGAUUUUGUUCGAAAUCUCGGAACUGCCACCGAAAGGUCAGAUAUUUACAUCAAUUUGGACGUGGGUUUUGUCGAAAAUCAAGCGUUUGAGAGCAGUUACAAUCAGAGUGGCUCGCGUAGAAAUUUGGGUGGAAUCGAGGGAAUUCAAAACCCUAGCCGGGUUUAUGGGCAAAACCCGAAUGGGCGAUACGGUGAUUCGACGGCCGAAAGCUCCGGCCUUUUCAACACUAAUCAGAGCAGCCAGCAUAAUCAAAACCCUAAUCGGCAUUACGGACAUUUUGAUAUGCAGCCUGGUAAUUUGGAAUCUUCGGAAAAUGGGCUGGUGAAUGCGAAUUAUGAUAAUGGUCAGGGUAAUUUUGGGGUUUAUUCAGGUGAAAAUGGAAAUAUGUUGGGGCAAAAUGUUUAUAAUCCGUCCAUGUAUCAGCAAAAUGUAGCUGGGCAGUUUCAUAAUAACGAUCCUCAAGCUCAGCCUGGUAGUAGGCUGGUGGAUCUUGAUGAUUUCACAAAAGAAGGAAAAGUGGAAGAAGCUGUAAAGCUUCUGGCCGAGCUACGAAACGAGGGCGUUCAUAUCGACCUGCCUCGUUACACGGCGCUGAUGAAGGCGUGUGGAGAAAACGAGGCUCUGGAAGACGCCAAAUCCGUGCACGAGCACCUCACGAGCUCGGGGGAGAAUCUUGAAAUCUGGACGUACAAUUUGAUAAUGGACACAUACUUGAAAUGCGGGUCCACAAACGAUGCAUUCUCAGUGUUCAAUCAAAUGCCCAAACGUAAUCUCACGUCCUGGGAUGUCAUGAUCUCGGGCCUUGCCAGAAAUGGCUACGGAGAAGAAUCUACCAUCCUCUUUUCGGACUUCAAAAGCUACGGAUUGAAGCCCGACGGGCAGUUUUUCAUUGGCGUUUUCCAAGCGUGUGGUGUGUUGGGCGAUACUGUCGAAGGCAUGUUGCACUUUGAGUCGAUGAAGGAUGAUUACGGUAUUGCCCCCACCAUGGAGCAUUACGUGGGCAUAGUCGACAUGUUUGGGAAUGCGGGCUUCUUGGACGAGGCACUAGACUUUAUCGAGACACUGAAACUCGAACCAAGUGUGGAAAUUUGGGAAACCCUUUUGAAAUACUGCAGAAUUCAUGGGAACACCGAGCUCGGGGACCGUUGUGUCGAGCUCAUCGAUCUAGCAGAUCCCACACGUCUUAACGAUCAGCAUCGGGCCGGGCUUAUACCGGUGGACCCCUCUGAGAUCGCUAGAGAGAAAGAAAAACGGAAGCUAAAAAAGGGCCAGAAUCCCCUGGAACUCAGGAGCAGGACCCACGAGUAUGUGGCUGGGGACCGGUCCCACCCGGACCACGAGAGGGUUUACGCUUUGCUCAAGGGUCUGAAGGAGCAGAUGAAGGAGGCAGGUUACGUGCCAGAACUCAGAUUUGUGCUUCACGACGUGGACCCGGAGGUGAAGGAGGAGGCCCUCAUGGCCCAUAGUGAGAGGCUAGCGGCUGGUCAGGGUUUAUUGAACAGCCCGGCCCGUGCUCCGUUACGUGUGAUCAAGAACCUGCGUUCUUGUGUGGACUGCCAUAACGCGUUCAAGAUUAUAUCCAAAAUUGUGGGGCGGGAGAUUAUCGCUCGGGAUGCAAAGAGGUUUCAUCAUUUUAAGGACGGGACAUGUAGUUGUAACGAUUACUGGUGA